Molecule: messenger RNA, 2377 nt
Organism: Abrus precatorius (Indian licorice)
Lineage: Eukaryota; Viridiplantae; Streptophyta; Magnoliopsida; Fabales; Fabaceae
Product: pentatricopeptide repeat-containing protein At2g22410, mitochondrial-like
Exons: 1
Coding region: 35-2038 (667 amino acids)
Biological process (GO): RNA modification
Molecular function (GO): protein binding; RNA binding
Source: RefSeq, a predicted model, not a curated record
UUAGCAACGAUGCUAACGCUCAAGCUGUUGGCAUAUGAGAAAACUCUUUAUUCUCGUUCCUCACAAACAUAAAUCAUCGUAUUCGUACUUUCUCCAACACCGCAAACCACUGUCCGCGUCCGUUUCUAGUUCCACCAUUACUAACCAACCAAAAUGGAACUCCAAAACCAACGUGGUGAUCACACACCCAACUCUUCUCGUCAUGGAAUCAUGUUCAUCCAUGCCACAAUUGAAGCAGAUUCAAGCACGCAUGACCCUCACUGGCCUCAUCACGCACACCUUCCCUCUCAGCCGAGUCAUCGCUUUCUGCGCUCUCGCCGAUGCCGGUGACAUUCGCUACGCUCACCUUCUCUUCCACCACUUUCACCAACCCAACACCUAUAUGUGGAACACCAUGAUUCGUGGCUAUAUCAAGGCACAAAUUCCCACCUUGGCUUUCUCGUUCUUUCUCCGUAUGCUUCGACGACGCGUUCCGAUGGAUUGCAGGACCUUCGUUUUCGCUCUCAAGGCGUGCGAGAAGUUUUUGAGGGCUUCUGAAGGGGAAUCGGUGCAUUGCGUAGGUUGGAAAAUGGGGUUUGGUUCUGAGUUGAUCGCGCGAAAUGGGUUGGUUCAUUUUUAUGCUGAUCGUGGUUGGUUGAAGCACGCGCGUGAAGUGUUUGAUGAAAGUUCUGACAGGGAUGUUGUUACUUGGACCACGAUGAUUGACGGGUAUGCGGCCCAUAACUGUUCAGAUGCGGCUAUGGGGUUGUUUAGUUUGAUGUUGGUGAGUGAUGUUGAGCCCAAUGAGGUGACUUUGAUCGCGGUGCUUUCCGCGUGUUCUCAGAAGGGUGACAUUGAAAUGGGGAAAAGCAUUCAUGAAAAUGUGGAGAAGAAGAAUGUAAGGUGUGGGUUGAGUUUACACAAUGCCUUGUUGGAUAUGUAUGUGAAAUGUGGUUGUUUGAUGGCUGCUAGGGAGCUUUUUGACAGGAUGGAAACUAAGGAUGUUUUCUCAUGGACUAGCAUGGUUAAUGGGUAUGCUAAAUGUGGUGACUUGGAGUCUGCAAGGAGGUUUUUUGAUCAAACUCCUCAGAAAAAUGUGGUCUGCUGGAGUGCAAUAAUUGCAGGAUAUUCUCAGAAUAACAAACCCAAGGAAUCGUUGAAAUUGUUUCGCAAAAUGGUUGGGGUGGGUGUGGUUCCGGGUGAGCACACCUUAGUGAGUGUGCUCUCUGCUUGUGGCCAGCUGAGUUGCUUGAAUUUGGGUCAUUGGAUUUGUCAGUAUUUUGUCAAUGAAAAAAGAAUGCCCCUUAGUGUUACUCUCGCAAAUGCCAUUAUAGAUAUGUAUGCCAAAUGUGGAAGCAUAGAUGCAGCUGCAGAAGUCUUCCGUGGAAUGCCGGAGAGAAACCUGGUUUCUUGGAAUUCAAUGAUUGCAGGGUAUGCUGCCAAUGGUCAAGCAAAGCACGCUAUCUACAUUUUUGAUGAGAUGAGAUAUAUGGGAUUUAAGCCAGAUGGCAUUACAUUUGUGAGCUUGUUGACAGCUUGCAGUCAUGGUGGUUUAAUUUCUGAAGGUCAAGAAUACUUUGAUACUAUGGAAAGAAACUAUGGGAUAAAACCCAAAAAGGAACAUUAUGCAUGCAUGAUUGAUCUACUAGGUCGAACUGGGCUUCUGGAAGAAGCUUACAAGUUAAUAACAAACAUGCCAAUGCAACCUUGUGAAGCUGCUUGGGGUGCCCUUCUAAAUGCUUGUAGAAUGCACGGCAAUGUUAAGUUGGCCAGAUUGUCGGCUCGUCAUCUUUUAAGCUUGGAUCCAGAAGACAGUGGCAUUUAUGUGCUGUUGGCAAAUAUUUGUGCUAAAGAGAGAAAAUGGGGUGAUGUGAAGAGAGUGCGUAGUUUGAUGAGAGACAAGGGUGUGAAGAAGAUUCCUGGUCAUAGCUUAAUAGACAUAGAUGGUGAAUUCAAAGAAUUUUUGGUGGCAGAUGAAUCACACCCUCAAUCUGAGGAGAUCUAUAAAAUACUAGAUGAAAUAUUUUUGUUGUCAAAAUUGGAAGACUCUGACUUUUAGUUAUAGUCUUCAAUGGUAUGAGUAUGACCAUAUCUCUUCCCGUAAAAAUUGAAACCGAAAACCUUGUCUUGGGAAAAAUGUAUGGUGCUUGUAGUGGAUCUGACGCCAAUGUAAGUGGUGAAUGGUGUGGUCUCUUGCUCAGUCCGAUGAUUUGCUUGACCAACAAAUGAUGUGUACUUGUAUUGCUAUUCAUGUAAGAGGAUUCCAUGUGGGGGCUAGUUACUGCAGAUAUUGGUAUAUAUAUUCCUGUUUGCAAUUUUGGGAACCUUGCGACAGGUUUAUUGGUUUAUAGCAUGUUUGUAACUGAGUUUAAACAUAUGCUUAAAACUCAUGUUAAUC